ACCAAAACAAGAGCAUUUGACAAUUUUGUCUCACUAUGGGCUUGAGCCCGGCACUUAGUGAAGCUUGGGUGCAGCGAGCAGAAUGGCAGCUUUAGAGUCAUUGCCAUUCUAUGUGAGGGAGAAGGAGUUCCUGAAACUUUAUGGCUUUGCGAAUUCACAGAUCGAGGAGGUUCAGGCUCCUCCAUUUCCACUGAAUUUGCCAAAAGCAGCUUGCUGGAGCCCAGAUGGCAUCGCUUUGGCCAUGGUGGAUCCAGUGCAGGGGCCGCAGGUAGCUGUUUUCAAGGACAAGUCUAUGUCCGGUGCUCAAAUUAUGGACCUGCCCAAAGCUCCAAAGAACACCUUCACCUUUGCUUGGUCUCCUUUGGGCUCAGCCCUGGUGUCAAUAGCCCCGGGUGGCAAGAACCUACAGGAAUCCAAUGUCCAUGUCUGGCGCCGCAUUGGUGCUGAUGCGGUUGGUGCGGGUGCUGGAGUCGGUCGUGAGUAUGAGCUUCAGGCACACUUUUGCCAUCCAAAGCUUGAGAAGGACAAGAAGGUUCUUCAGUGGACCGCAGAUGAGAACCUUUGUGCUCGGUUGACAACAGAAGGGAAGAUUCUUCUUCAUGAUGGUGCUGAUUUGGCAGUACAGCCACUGAUGGAACUCUCUGUUAGCAACGUUGCUGGCUUCGAGUUUGCACCUUUGAACCCAUCGCAGGAGGGCUUCCAUGCCCGUUUGGCCUUAUUUGUGGCAGAUCAGCGUGACGACUUGCAACGCGUGACUGGACCUGCAGAGGUCUCCAUUUUGGAGAUCACUGCAAACCAGCAUGGAUUGCAAGAAAGCACCAGCGCGAAGAUGAGUGUGCCCUGUGGCCAGGUCGCGGACUUGCUCUGGAACUCAACCGGCAAUUGCCUGAUUGCACAUUGCCAGACAGAGGUGGACGAGACUGGUCAGAGUUAUUACGGAGGCUCUCGCCUUGCGUUCAUGUCACAAGGCGGAGAGGUCAAGAAGGACAUCACGGACGAGGAAUGUCAGGGUGGCUGUGUCCAGGCAGUCGCUUGGAGCCCGACAAGGGACGAGUUCAUCCUCAUUUCAGGCUUUCAACCUGCCAAGUCGGCACUCUUCUCCUGGGACAACAGGACCAAGAAACUUGCAGCCAAAAAGGUUCUCCUCGACAAGGCACAUCGAAAUACGAUUCGCUUCAACAGCUUUGGCUCUUUGGUAUGCCUUGCGGGCUUUGGGAACCUAGCCGGGGGUGUGGACUUCUUUGGUCGUGAAGAGGGUGACUAUGCUCAUGUUUCCAGCUGUACCGCCAACUGCACAGUCUCCGCAGAGUGGGCUCCUGAUGGACGCCACUUUCUAACGGCUGUGCUGGCGCCAAGAAUGCGGGUGGACAAUGGCCUGAGUCUUUGGCACGCGUUGAGUGGCUCAAGGGUUUGCACCACUCCCUUCGAGGAACUGUUUGAUGUCCAGUGGCGACCAGAGCCCGACAAUCAAUACAAGGACGUGACACUAGAGGAGAUCUCCCAAGCCAGCAAGGAAGAUGCGAAGAAUGUGGUGGAGGCCGGUGCCCAGAAGAAGCAGGCGUACCGACCACCCAAAGCUCGUGGAGAGAACACUCGUGGAGAGAACACAAACAUGGUAGCUCAGAUGAUGCGGGGAGAAGUGGCAGCACCAGAAGACGACAGGCGCAAUCGAAAAACUCGUCAAAAGGCCAAAGAGGAGGAGGAGCCCACGGAGGCAAAGGAGGCAGAAGCCAGCCGGCCGCCGCCACCUGAGGCAGCUCCACCUCCACCGCGGCCGCAGACCGCACAGCCAAAGGCACAAACGCAGCCACCACCGCAAGCACAACAAGCGCAACAGGCGCAGCAAGCGCAGCAAGCGCAGCAGUCGCAGCAAGCGCAGCAAGCGCAACAGGCCCAGCAAGCGCAACAGGCGCAGCAAGCGCAACAGGCGCAGCAAGCACAACAGGCUCAACAGGCUGCAGCUGCCCAGGCUGCACAGGCUCAGGCUGCACGGCAGGCGCAGAAGGAGGCCCAGAAGGCGGCGGCUGAGCAUCAGCGACGGCUUCAGCUGCAGCAACAACAGCAGGAGGAAGAAUUGGCACGAGCCAUGAUGCGGGCAAGCUAUGGAGGUGAUGCAGCAGCUACUAGAAUCCAGGCCCAGGCUCAGGCUCAGGUUCAAGCUCAGCGUCAAGCAGCCGCAGCCGCCGCUGCCGCCGCCGCCACGCAGACAGCAGCAGCAAGGCAGCGAGCAGGAUAUGCUGGCGUGCAGAGCGAGGAGGCUAUGCAGAUGACGAGGAUGAUGAUGCUGGAGCAACAGGCAGCUCAGAUGAAGCAGCAACAGCAGCAGCAGCAACAGAUGGCCCGAGCACAAGCGAUCCAAGGUCAGAAGAUGGGUGGCCAGAAGCAACCUCCAGCGACAGGUUGGCAGUACGUUGAUCCCAAGGGUCAAAUCCAAGGACCAUUCAGCCUCCUGGAGAUGCAGCAGUGGUACCACAUGAACUACUUCCGUCCUGAGUUGAAGAUGAGGUGUUCGGAUCAGGACGAGUUUGUGCCCUUUGCGGAGCUCUUCCCUCAUCCGUCGAUCCCCUUUCAGAGUUACCCAAAGCGGGUCCCUGCAAGGCGGUGAGACUUGGGCCUUUGAGCUUCGGAGUCUUUGGAGAGCGAUUCGACGAGACAGUGCCAUACUGAAACAUGGUGAAACUAAAGUAAGCUCACACAGCUCAAGCCCAAACGGGCAAAAGAACGAACAAAAGUCUGCUUAAAAGAG
Messenger RNA from Durusdinium trenchii, 2746 nucleotides. Lineage: Eukaryota; Dinophyceae; Suessiales; Symbiodiniaceae. The record is from the annotation of a GenBank genome assembly.